This is a messenger RNA of Balaenoptera acutorostrata (minke whale), 1098 nucleotides long. RefSeq names its product forkhead box H1 (gene FOXH1). The coding region runs from base 16 to 1098 and encodes 360 amino acids. Gene Ontology annotation, molecular function: sequence-specific DNA binding; DNA-binding transcription factor activity. The transcript is spliced from 3 exons. NCBI's taxonomy places the organism in Eukaryota, Metazoa, Chordata, Mammalia, Artiodactyla, Balaenopteridae. Gene Ontology annotation, biological process: regulation of DNA-templated transcription. The record is from RefSeq and is a predicted model, not a curated record.
GCCUGCUUCCUCUGCAUGGGGCCCUGCAGCAACCCCCGCCUGGGGCUCCCCGGGGGGGAGUCGCCCUCCCAGCCCCCCCAGAGGAGGAAGAAGAGAUACCUGCGGCAUGACAAGCCCCCCUACACCUACUUGGCCAUGAUCGCCCUGGUGAUCCAGGCCGCACCCUCCCGCAGGCUGAAGCUGGCCCAGAUCAUCCGUCAGGUCCAGGCCGUGUUCCCCUUCUUCAGGGACGAUUACGAGGGCUGGAAAGACUCCAUCCGCCACAACCUCUCCUCCAACCGAUGCUUCCGCAAGGUGCCCAAAGAUCCCGCGAAGCCCCAGGCCAAGGGCAACUUCUGGGCGGUCGACGUGAGCCUGAUCCCAGCCGAGGCGCUGCGGCUGCAGAACACGGCCCUGUGCAGGCGCUGGCAGAGCAGGGGCGCGAGGGGAGCCUUCGCCAAGGACCUGGGCCCCUAUGUGCUGCAUGGCCGGCCCUACCGGCCGCCCAGUCCCCAGCCGCCGCCCUGCGAGGGCUUCAGCAUAAAGUCUCUGCUAGGGGACUCCGGGGAGGGGGCGCCGCCGAGCAGCCCAAGUCGGUCAGGCUCAGUUCGCAUAGGGGAGGAAGAGGCACCCACUCCAGUCCCCCCCUCUGAGAGACCUCUGUGGCCCGUCUGCCCCCUCCCAGGGUCCCUGAGAGCAGAAGGGGAGACUUCCCAGGGGGGAAACAGCAGGCCCUCGCCCCUCUCCCCUGAACCCAGAGCCUGGCCCCUCCACUUACUGCAGGGUACCCCAGGCCCUGGGGGACUCCCUGGUGGAAGCCGCAGGGCCUCGCUUUGGGGGCAGCUACCUACCUCUUAUUUGCCCAUUUACACUCCCAACGUGGUGAUGCCAUUUGCCCCACUGCCACCCACCUCUUGCCCCCGGUGCCCCCCCUCAACCAGCACAGGCUAUUGGGGGGUGGUCCCUGAAACCCAUGGCCCCCCAAGGCUGCUCUGGGAUCUAGACGCCCUCUUCCAGGGGGUGCCACCCAACAAAAGCAUCUAUGAUGCGUGGGUUAGCCACCCCCGAGACCUGGCUGCCCCUACCCCAGGCUGGCUACUCUCCUGGUACAGCCUGUGA